Messenger RNA from Talaromyces marneffei, 540 nucleotides. RefSeq lists its product as uncharacterized. Gene Ontology annotation, cellular component: GINS complex. Lineage: Eukaryota; Fungi; Ascomycota; Eurotiomycetes; Eurotiales; Trichocomaceae. Gene Ontology annotation, biological process: mitotic DNA replication initiation. The record is from RefSeq and is a predicted model, not a curated record. Bases 1 to 540 code for a protein of 179 amino acids. The transcript has 6 exons.
AUGUCCUAUUACGACAUUGAUGCCAUCUUGACGGACGCUCAAAAGCUACCAUGCAAAUUUGAACUGGAAGUGCCGGGUCUCGGGUUCCUUGAGGGGAACCCAGGUGAAAAUAUCAAGACAGGAACACAGGUAGACUUGCCGUUAUGGCUCGGCGAGAUGCUUUCCAUCGGUGCUCGUCUCGGUACAUCGCGUCUAGUGACUCUAGAUCUACCAUCGGCACUCUCCGAACGCGUCCUGAAUGCCCUCAAAGCAGACCCUCGUACUGUUGACCUUCGAUCGCUGGCACCGCAUUUUUAUAGUCUUGGAAUCAGAGUGUUGGAACUGUUCGAGGAAGAUAAUAUGGCGGAUAUAUUGAGUGAUACAUUCCGGAGAAGAGCAUCGGAAAUCGCAGACCAUGCCCACAAUUCGCGUGGUGCUCUGGGUGAGGGUGUCGAGUUCCUCAGAGGGUUGGAUGAGACCGAAAGACAAUUGUUCCGUAUAGCUCACGACAGCGCCAAGGAGAUUCGGAUCUGGGCAGGCGAAGCUAAAAAGUCGAAAUAA